AUGGCUGCUUCAAAUGAGCAAUACCCCCCUGACUUCUCCGACGACAGAGGUCUCGCCCUGAUAUCCGACAUCGUAGACUGGCAAAUCAAUCAUGGCUCAUUGCUCAAGCACAUUGAUCCCGAGACUCAUUUCCCUGACGAUUCCUCCCACUGCUAUCCCGUGGGGGUCACGGUCUUUCCUACAUUAUUCCCCCGAGAGCAAUUCGAUCGCGCCUGUGGAUUACAAACUAUUUACAAUGAACUGUACUGCGGUAUGGCUGAAGAUGAACAAUGGAUUUUCGAGGCAAUCCAGGGCCUGAUUCCGGUUGACCCCCUCGCUGCAGCGCUCUGGGACAUCCAUGAGGAGGUGAAAAAAGUCGGAUAUGCGCAAAAGCUAUCGGUCGGCAUUUUCCGAUCGGAUUACAUGCUGGACGGCCCUGGGGCAGAGUUUCCUCUCCGACCAGGAGAGAAUCUUGAUGGCUCUUUGAAGCAGGUCGAGCUGAACACGUUCUCGUGCGCAGGGGCAACCCAUGCGAACAAAGCGGUGGAGAUGCAUCGCUACUUUGCACGCACCAAUGCCUAUGAUACCGGAGAUGGCCACCUGAUCAACAUUUCACUCGCUGCUCUGCCCCUGAACAACAAUAUCGCAUCGCUCUCUGCAUGUCUCGCCGCUGCUCACGAUGCAUAUGGACCGAAAAAGAGUAUCAUGGCCACCGACACCGCCGUUCUAUUCGUGGUGCAGCCCAACAAUUUCAACAUCGCCGACGAGCGUCCUCUCGAAUACGCAUUAUGGGAUCACGACCCACCCAUUCCCGCAUAUCGAGUCAAUUACCCCUUCGAUCUCCUCCAAUACACGACGUUAACCGAAUCGCGAGAACUUCUCUUCCAUCCACCAUGGUUAGGGUCGAAGUGCGUCGAGAUCUCCGUCGCCUAUAUGCGCGCCGGAUACGAGGCACACGAGUACGAUGCAACCGGCAGAGAAGCUCGUCUUCGAAUCGAGCUUUCCAUGGCGAUCAAAUGUCCGUCGCUAUUGGCACACAUUUGCACGUUCAAAAGAGUCCAAUGUGCGCUCACAGCCCCUGGAGCGCUGGAGCACUUCAUACCCGCCGCAAAAGCAGCGCUGAUCCGAUCAACGUUUGUCUCUAUGUAUCCGCUCGACGGUUCUGAGGCCGGAGCCCGCGCUCGUCGUCUUGCGACUGACCCGGAGCUCUCACGGAAUUAUAUCUUGAAGCCAUCCUUGGAAGGCGGAGGGCAUAAUAUCUUCGGGGAGGACAUUCCUGAUUUCCUGGCUUCGAUUCCCGAGUCUCAGUGGGGCGCGUAUAUUCUCAUGAAGCGUAUCCGGUCACCGUCCGUGUCGAAUGUCUUGUUAUCUGCUGCCGGGUUGGAUUCGGGGGGAGUUAUCUCGGAACUGGGCAUAUUCGGGACAUGUCUUUGGCGGGAGGGCACGGAGGGUCGACGUUGUGAGAUGCUGCAGAAUUCGGUCGCUGGGUGGUCAUUCAAGACUAAACAUGAAGAUGUGAAUGAGAUGAGUGUUGUGAAGGGAUAUGGGUGCUUUGAUACGCCGCUGCUAUUCUGA
Aspergillus bombycis is the source of this 1554-nucleotide messenger RNA. RefSeq names its product glutathione synthetase. Gene Ontology annotation, molecular function: ATP binding; glutathione synthase activity; glutathione binding. The record is from RefSeq and is a predicted model, not a curated record. Gene Ontology annotation, cellular component: cytosol. Bases 1 to 1554 code for a protein of 517 amino acids. The transcript has a single exon. Lineage: Eukaryota; Fungi; Ascomycota; Eurotiomycetes; Eurotiales; Aspergillaceae. Gene Ontology annotation, biological process: glutathione biosynthetic process.